Messenger RNA from Xyrichtys novacula (pearly razorfish), 16315 nucleotides. NCBI's taxonomy places the organism in Eukaryota, Metazoa, Chordata, Actinopteri, Labriformes, Labridae. The record is from the annotation of a GenBank genome assembly.
GCUUCAGCCUUUAAAAGAUGUAAUAAAAUCUCUUUAUCUUCGUGUUUUCUCUUCCAAACCUUUUCAUCAGUUUCAGAUGGAGCUGUCAGGAAGGUAAGUUAUUGUUUUUAAGAAUCAUAUAUUCCUUAAAUUACCACUAGAUGGCGCACUGGGACCUGAUUGGCUCUCAUGUGCUUUAAAGUUCAUGAUAACUGAGGAAACUGUGUUUAAGCGUUUAAAUGAUCCGGAUAUAAAACUUUACUGAGUGUACCAUUGAGGCCCAAGUUUUAAUUUGUGAUUUUAAACAACAAAAACAUUUUCUUGAAUUUUAAUUAAUAGGAAGCCUGUGUUUCCAGUUAAAAAUACAGUAAUUUCGUUUAAAAGCAGUUAGAAGUCUUGGAGAAUUAGACUAAAAUAUGAAAUGUAAGUUUUGUUUGCAGAUAAUUGAUUAUUUCCUCGCUUUGGAUUAUGUUUAUGCUGAUUUAUGAUCAUGCUUUGUGUUCUUGUAAAGGUAGAAAAUCACGUUUCUGCUUCAUCAGUCUUUAUGCACUAUCCUUAGAAAGUUUGUAGCCACCCCAUCCCAGACUCCUGUCACCUCCCGCCCUCUUUUUCCCUCCACCACCCAACCCCCACCUCCACACUACCCAUCCAUACAAACUCCUGCAUCGUCUCUCAAACUAACUCACUCCUCUCUGUACCUUCAGCCUUUCUCCUCUCCAUCCAGCGUGUCACAUUAACCCCCUCAGCUGCGUCCUGACACCCCAGCGUGAGAGCCACCAUCAGCACCAGCACCAUGCUCUGGAAAUCCCGAACCAAGACUGACGGAGUGCAGGUAAACCACCUCAGAUGUGUGUUUAUUUAUCUAUUUUUAAUCUUAUUUUAUUUUGUUUCCCAGAAGUCUUGGUGAGUCCAGAAUUUUUGGGUAAUAGUCAACUUCAAAGUUGUUUUACGCGUGGGGCAAAUGUUUGGAAAAACUUGCCAAAUUUGGAGUUUCUAGCCAAAAUUGAUCUGGAUACCCGUGCGUAAAAACGACUGUGUGGUGUUACGAUUCAAAAUAUUGGAUUUCUAGACAAAAUCUGAUUUUUAAAAGUUGUUUCUGAUGCAAACUUUGUCAAAGAAAGAUAUUUUAAAAGUCUUAAAUCGUGCGUAAAAUCCAGGAAACCACCCUGUGCCAUUCUCCAAACAAAACGAGUCAUAAAUGUCAAAGUACGGUGAGAGUCUGAGUUAACCGUCUGUAAUUGAAUGAAUAUAUCUCUUUAAGAGAAGUGGACCCCGUCGACCCCUCCCCUCCUCAUUCUGCCGGGCGCGCGCCAAACCUAUAAGUAGUGCGCUCAUGGAGAGACAGGAGGACUCUGUGUAUGUUGUGCGCGCCUGUGUGUAUCUUGCUGCUGCAGCUUUUUCAUCCUGUGUGCGUAAAAGAGAGCUCCAGUCAAAGAGAGAUAAAAGGGAAAGUUAAUGACACAUUUGAGUUUCAUGGAGCGGUGAAACAGUCUGGAUUACACCUCGGAGUAUUUGGUGACAUCUUGAUAGUGGUUGGAAGCCUGCGCGUGCUGCUGAGUUUUAAAUUUGGGGGAAUCCAGAGAGGUCCAGAUGUUAAUCCACACCUAUUCGGCAAUGGUGAGUUGGAGAGGAUUGAUUUCUAGAUUUUUAAGGAUUGUUUGUGUUUGUUUAAUACUUAUUUAACUAUUUUUGGGGGGAAAUUUUUUAUUUUUGUGGUGUGUUGCCUGUGGAUAGCACUUAAAAAACAUGCGCAAAAUGUGAUUUUUACCCCUCAAAAUGGCUCAUUUCCGAGAUAAAUCCAGUCUAGAUCUCAUCAGUUGCAUUUUUAAAACUAUAUUUAUCAAUUUGUAGAUCUUUUUUGUUUUGUUUGCGCUGACAAAAACAUUUAAAAUAAAUUGCUGUUUGAACGACACUCUCCAUUUGAUUUAAUCGUGAUGAGUCCGUGCUGUUUUGACCCUGAGUUAAAAGCUGCGGCGCGCUGCAUCUGUCCGGGGAGAUGCUCUUUGUCUGCGCAGUGUCACAGCGCAUGAGACCGGCUGACAGUAAAGUGUCCACACUGUGCAAACACUGUGACACGCCGUGACACAAGAUGGGGAAGUGUCUCUGCGUUUUUAAUCUCUUGAAUUAAACUUUGUCAGAGUGAAAUGAGGAAUUAAAAAAUCCGCAGAGUGGGGUGGAUGUAUGACUGAUGCAUGUGUGCGCUUUUGGCCUCUCUGGAUGGCACAUAAUGGACAUUGUUCCACCACAACAGCAUUGAUCCGGAUGACCCAGCUUUUGGGAAAAUCCAAUUUCACCAGGAUGUGUGUGAGCAGAAAUGUAGGCUAGUGGAGUAUACAGGAUCACUUUUCCACGAGGGCUGGAACUUGCAAAGUCCAUAUCAAAUUUCCUUUGUAAUUUUCACUUGCGCUUCUGUUGACACCUUGACAGAUUAUUUACAGGUGCAGCCCACUUCCCCACUUCUUCCUCUCCUGCAGCAGCAGCAGCAGCAGCAGCGUGUUGUUGUGUUGUGUUCUACCUGCCCCCGUGUCUUUGUGCAGCUUGUUGGUGGCCGUGACCUUUCUGACACUGUUCAGCAGCGAUGCCAAAGGCGUCGUCUGCCAGUGCGCAUCACUUCAAGCCAUCCUGCUAUUUCCAGACAAUUCGUGAAACGGAUAUGCAUUUAUUUAUGGAGUUUGUCCGUUUAGUGAGAAACGAUUUUGUUCAUUUUGGAAUUCGUUGAAUUUUUCUCAUCCAGCCUUUGCGAUUUUACGCGUCAUUUUUGGAGUAGAUUAAUUCUCCGGAUGUUAAAAUUUAUUGAAUUUCUUUGACAUUUAUUUAUUGUUUUUUCUUCUUUAGCAAUAAUUUGAUAUAAAACAAACUUUUCUAAUUUUCCUCAGGACCGCGCAGACGGACUGAGUGGCUCUUCGCCGAGUGGGCGCCUCUCCCAGCUCUCCUCCCUGAACCAGGCCGCUUACUCCUCGGCUCCCCCGCUCUGCCACACUCCGGCCUCUGACUUCCAGCCUCCGUACUUCCCUCCCCCUUACCCCCAGUCCUCCCUGCCAUACUCCCAGAGCCAGGACUCGGCCUAUUCCCACCUGUCAGACCCCUACCCCUCCAUCAACUCCAUCCAUCAGCAUCAGCAGGCGGCAUGGCACUCGCAGAGGUCGCGCUCCGAGGAGGGGGGGCUUCUGUCACAGUCGCACCGGGCUUUGAGCCUCGACCCUCGGCGGGAGUACGCAGCUGUCCCUCGGCUGCUUCACGGUCUCGGGGAAGGUGCAGCCGCGCUCGGGGACGGUCCUCUCGGGAUGCACCUGGGACACCACGGCCUGGAGGAUCUUCAGGUGACUACAUGAGUUUCUUAUCUUUGGCUUUAGACCGUGCGUAAAAGUAACUGAUGUGCAAAAUCUUUAAUUAUUCUCAAUUUAUUCGGAUGCUUUUAUGAGGGAAAAGUGUUUUAAAUUGGUGUAAAAAUAUUUAUAAAAAAAGGAUACAGGCAACAAGGCCUUGAGGCAAUUUAUCACCUGAUUCCUUCUUUCCUACAAUUGCCGAUUAAAUGUCCUUUAAUAAUCCAAAUAUUCUGUAAUAAUCCAAUUUUAUUACAAAAGAGUGUAUUUUUGCUUUCAUUUUAAAUCAUAAAAAGCAGCGUUUUCCCCAUUUUCUUUAUUAUUUCUGUAUUAUUUAGGUCAGAAGUUAAUAGUUAUCUGACGCCCAUUUAAUGUAGUUUCUCCAAAACAGGUGCAGCCAAUUAAUUGAUUAAUUAGUGUGCACCGACGUCAUUUGGCUUUGCUGUACAGGUGUUAUACUAUUUAAACGGUAUAUGAUAAAUCAGCUUAUUUAGUACAGUUGAGAUGUCAGGACUGAUAUGGGAAUUUCUGCAUGAAUAUCAGCAAAAACUUUAAUUUUUCUUUAAAAUAUAAUCACAGAUAUUUUUACUUAUUUGUCACUUAUUUUCUUAUUUAUGUUUUUAGAUUUUAUUCCCAUCAUGUUAAGAAAAUUAAAGGCUGAAUCGUUAAAGCUCAAUGACUGAAAUUAAAGAAAACGUAAAAAUUAUUGAUUAAAUUUUUACAAAAGAGUCAUUUUCUGUCCGGUUCAUCCGCGUGUCACCCCUGCUGUGUCGUCUCGCGCGGACUCUAAAGUCUUGUCGCUCACUCUGCACUCGUGCACUUUUCAUCUUUGUGUGAAGAGAAGGAGAAGAAGAAUAGUUGUUGAGUUUUAUUGAGCAGUCAGCCUCUCCCUCCUGCAGCAGGUGCAGCUGCUGCAGACGCUGUUUGUUGCCUCCUGCUGUAUUAAAGAAAAGAAACACCGAGACUAAUUGAUGUUUACGGUCAUUAAUGGAGAAGAAACGUUUGAGAGGCGCGCGAGGCGAGGAGUCAGCGCGAGCGUGCUGCUGCUUAAACGCUCCCACACGCACGAGGACGACCUUCUUUUGAUUAAUGGAUGAUAUCCUCGUUCAGCUGUGAAGGCUCGUUUAACUCUCAACACAAAAGAGACAUCCGAGGAUCAGACUGAGGGAGGAACAAAAAAAAAACAUCAAAUAAAAACACUAAAGAUUAAAGUUAUUCUGGUAAAGGGAGAUAAUCCGACUGUUUUUACAUUUUAAAAUUAAUUUUAGCAUUAAAGAUUUUUCCUUAGUAACAGAAAUACCAGCAGUUAUUUUAACUAAUUGUUUAGAAUACCCAAAUACACCAUUUUGGGGGCAAUGUUAAAGAGUCUAAACCCUGUUAAUACAGCAUUAUUGUAUUUUUUUAAAGGACAGAUAACUCUCACAGUCACUAAAAAUCAUUUAUGAAUCAAAAGAAUUCCCUAUAAUUCUCCCAAUUCUUUUUUAAAAAUCUCUAUUAAUGAAAAACAAAAAUUAUUUUCAUCUAUUGUGUGUAAAAAUAAAAAAAUAGCCAUCAAAAAAACAUCCAAUAACCUGUUACAGUAUUCCCACAUUAUCUGAUUUCCUUUUAACAUUGAGACAUAUUAAUAGGUAUCAUUUUUUAAUGUUGCAGCCAAAAAUAGACCCUCAAAUUUAGAGGAAAAUGCUCAUAUAUGUCAAUGUGAUGUGCAUAAAACAGGAUAUCUGUUGAAAAUAACCACCAAAAAACAUCCAAUAACCUGUUAUAGUAUUCCCUCCUUAUCUACUUUCCUUUUUUACAUUCACAAAUUUUUAUGGUUAUAAUUUUUUUUACUGUAACAGCUAUGGUUGUCCAAAAAUAGACCCCCAAAUUUUGCCCCAAAAUUAGAGGAAAAUGCUCAUUUUAACAUCUCUAUGAAAUGUCAAUGUGAUGUGCAUAAAACAGGACAUCUGCUUUCCUUUUCGAUAGACAGAUAGAGAGAUAGAUAGAAAUACUUUAUUGAUCCCAAACUGGAAAAUUCCCAUGUUACAGCAGCAAUAAAAACACAAAAUAAAAUUAAAUAUAAGAAGUAUGUACAAUACAGACUGAAUAUACUGAAUAUAUACAAUAAAUACAGACUAAAUAUACUAAACGUCCUAAGAGAAGAAGGCUAUCUGGUAGUACUUUUAACAUUGAGACAUUGUAAUGGUUAUCAUUUUUACUGUUGCAGCUACUGUUAGACCCCAAAAUUUGCCCCAAAAUGAGAGGAAAAUGCUCAUUUUUACACCCCUACAAAAUAUUUUAAAAAUGCUUUACUAUAAUGUGCAAAAAAAAACAGGAUUUUACCGUCGAAACAUGUAAAAUAAUCUGCCACGGCGAUGUAAAUUCAUCAACAGUUAUUCCCAUUUUACAAUUACAAGAAAUUUCAAUCUGACUCAGAUUAGAGCGACAGAUUAUGUGACUUUAUCGCAGAGUUUUGAAUUUUCAUGUCAUUCAUCGUCUGUUUUUGUUUUGUUUUCAUUCAGCGAAAAGACUCUUAAUCAAAUCAAAGCGACAAAAGCAGCUCUGCUACUCAGAGUGUUUUCAUGUGCUGUGAGGGAAAGAGCUAACGUUAGACUUUCCAUCUUGCUUUGGCCUGAGAGCGAAAAUCUGUGUGUGUGUAUAAGUGUGUAUAUAAGUGUGUGUGUGUGUGUGUGUGAGGCCAGUGGAUAAAUGAUAGUGACUGUCUGUCUGUCUGACACAGGGAAUGGAGGAAGGAUCAGCCUUGGGCAUCCUCGACCACUCUGUCAUUAAAAAAGGUAAGAGGUGGAGGAGCUGUGUGUGUGUUCGUGUGUGUGUGUGCGCACAGGUAUGAGUGUGUGUGACAUGAGAAAGGAGAGAGAGAGAGAGAGAGAAAGAGAGAGGAGGAAGAUUGAGUGUGUGUGUGUGCAUUUGUGUCUAAGUGUGCACCUAUAUAAUUGUGCUAUACAUGCUGAAGGGGGUUUUGUGUUUAGGGGCCCUCCAACAUCACUCUCUCUCUCUCUUUCUCCCUCUCUCUCUCUCUCUCUCACACACACACACACACACACACACACACACACACACACACACACACACACACACACACACUAUAAAUAAUUCUGUUUUGCUAUUUCAUUUGAAGUCAAGAAGUCCUCUAAUACUCAGCUGCAGACUUCACCCCAAAGGCACACAUUCUUAAUGAACUGUUCAUGGUCAUAUGAGAGUGUGUGCGUGUUUGCGUGACUGUGUGUGUGUGUGUGUGUGAGAGAGAGAGAGAGAGAGAGGAAGAAGGAGAGAGUAAGGAUGGGUGGGGAGGGGGAUUACAGCGAAGAAGAGGAGAGAGAAGUGGGGCAGAGAAGAAAAGGGAGGAGAACGCGAUAAAAGAGGAGUUGUGGGGAAAUUUUCGCAGAGUACGAUCGCUCUAAUAUUACCGAGUCGGAGUCUGAGGGAGACACAGGGGCACGAUUAGGAAAUUCAAGUUGGAUUUGUUGCUUCUGGACUGACAAAAGUGGUGUGAAAGAACCGUGUUCAUGCAGGAGAAUGAAAACCUGCGAGGCGGCUGGUUUUUGGGGGGUAGAAAUACGAGAAAAUACAAGAAAAUACAAGAAAAGGUUUAGGAAGAAACAAGCUGAAAGUGACUCCUACUUUGGUCUAAAAAUGACAAAAAAGUGAAUGGACUUCUGCACAAAAAAUAUCACUUUUUAUAGGGGAGGAUUUAUAGUUUAGAGGUUUUCCCUAAUGAUUGUUAUAAGUAGAGUUAUUUUAGAAAAUGACAGAAAAAUGAAUGGACUUCUGCUGACAGAGAAUCACUGAAACACAGACGAUGCUUAAAACUCCUCUCCCUCUCUGAUGCAAAGUCAUUUUUACACAAUAAAAUGAUGAAAUAAUGUGCAAAAUGUGAUAAUUUCCUUUCUGCUCUUCAUCAAACUACAGUUUAAACUAACACUCACAUUUAUUGAGUAUUUUUGCAUCCUUAUCCCCAUAUUUCAGUGAUCCACCUGAAUCACUCCUUGCUUCAACAUUUUAAUCUGUUUUUCAGCAAAUUAAUGACCAAAAAUGAACAGAUUUAUCAACAAGCUCAAGUUUUUAUAUAACAAGUGUGUUAUUCUCCAAAUCAGAGACCUAAAAAGGUGACAGGAUAAGCUGAAACAAUCCUCAACACCUCCUCCAUCAUUCGACGAAGUGACAGUGAUUCCACUUGUUUGCCAAACGCUCCGAAUUGAUCCAUUAACCGCAGCGAGACUCUCCCCGGCGAGCUCUUACAGCAGAUAGCAGAGCGAACCUAAAGGCCUCAUGAAUAAGAAAAUCCAACAGGGGAGAAGAGAACGAGACGGAGUGUAGAGGAGGAGGGGGAAAGAGACAAGGACAGAGGGGGAGAUAAAGAGAGAGGGAGAGGCAGAAAAGAGAGAGUCGAGGAAGAUGAUAAGAGAAAGAGGGGAAGAGAGGGAGGGGCGGAGAGACGACAAAGGAGAGAGAGAGAGAGAGAGUUAGAGGGGCUCUGCUUGUUCUCUCUGUGGCCUCGCUGACUCGACACGCCGCUCGUGAAUGAGGGGAUUUGGAGAGAUUUUUUCAGUAUAGGGGAUCUGUGUCGUACGGCAGGACACUGAAGAUAUCACAGAUUACUCCAAGUGUGAUCGGAGAGCCACGGUUCAAGUGUAGAGACAGAAUAUAACGCAAUGGAAAUAAUAGAAAAUGAAGAAAGCAAAGAAGAGGGGGUGUCACAGAUCCGGGUAUAACAAGAAGGGGAAGGACCCAAAUUGCAGAUCAAAAAAGGAUUUAUUUAAAAGGAAGUAAAAAGCAACAAAAACUUAUUUUGAAAAUGCAGACAGAGUCAUAGACACACAAUGAGCCGACAAAGAAACAGGGAAAGACAAGGACGAUAUAUACAAACACACAGGGAAACGAGCAACGAGAGGCAGGUGAGACACAGGUGAAGACAGUUACCUGCCUUAAUUAUGCAACUUGUCAGCAGAAAACAAAAAACUGCACGACUCAAACAGGGCAAGAAACUGAAAGGAUCGAACCUGAAUGAACACUUAACAAAGAAAAACUUGGACAUUGCCAGACAAGCACGCAUCCUACGGAGAGAGAACUGAAUUCAAGCAAAUAAACGAAAUAACUAAUUACAGAGGAGGGAAAACUGAGGAAGUAAAACAAGACAAGAAACGUAGCGAAUAAACUACUACAAAAUAAAACAGAAACACUGACAACAUGAGGGAAAUAGGGUCAGACACAAGCUGAAAACUCAAGACAGGACUACAGGGAAACAGAAACACUAGGGAAAAUCACAAAGAAAAUACACUCUGAUAACCAAAACCAGAGGAAAAUACCAGAACAUAUCAUGACAGAGGGAAAGUGAAUAAACUGUUAGAAAUGAAACAUACAUACCGACACUCUGGCCUUCUUGCACACGUCUCACAUACAUGUAAAAGAAGAGGAGCCACACAUAAGAGAGACAGAAUAGGAUGUGUCUUGAUUUAAAAUGGUGUUAAAAUUACCUACUAUACCUUUAAAGGUGGAUCCUCUCUAAAUUAAAUCACAAUUAUCUAAUUUUUGAGGGUUUAUUUUGUACACAUUGGACCCGAUCGCCACCUUUUUUAUAAAUUUUUUUCCCUAAAUUUUUUUAAUUUCUUCCUUUUCAUAAAAAUAAAUGAGAAUCUGUUUAGUCGACUAUUAACCGAAACAAAAAAGAAAAGCUAAGGAGAAUUUGCGUCUUUGCUGAUACAAGAAAAAGCAGCCAUCAUGAGUAUAAAGGAUUAACUCACAUAAAGAGGUUGACUCCUUUCAGUCCUCUCUGUUCAGAGGAUUUCUGCCCACACAAACACAGAUUUACAGGAUUUAGGGUUUAAGACGCCAAAGCUCAUUUUAUUUAUACCAAUUACAACCCAGAGAGAUGACUCAGCGGAGAGACAGAGAGCUGACAAGACCAUAGAAACAUUUUAGGAUGAGAGUUUUUAGGUUUUUUACAAUUAAAAACUAAAUUCAUACAUGUAGACUCAAGAAAAUACGUGAAAGAGGAGUAAAAUAUGCAUCAUUUUCUGUCCUGUUUCAUUAUUGGGAGUUUUUCUGUCUAAAAUAAGACACCUCAGUUUGUCUGAGCUUCACCAGUCCCUGAAAAUAUCAUUGUUUCCUCCCCAAAGUGUUUUCGGUUUCUCCCUCUCCAAAAUAAGACCGAACUGAUCAGAGUCUGAAAAGUUUACCGCCGUGCAGAAAAGUGAGUGCGAAUCGAAGCUCCUCGAGGUGUGAAGCAAAGCUAUUUGCGAAUGCACAGCUAAAAUGUAACCACCUGCAGUUUAAACAACAGAAUCAACAAGCAGUGCUCCAGAUUUAGAGCCGUGGACGCGGGGGAGAACAUUACACUGAAUAGAUUAAUCAGGAGGAGGAGGAGGAGUGCUGUCACACACUCAUUCACACAACAAUAAUGUCACAGCUCAAGACAUAUGUUUGGAUUGAUGGGUUUUAUUUUCCCCUAGCUUCCUGAUUUUGCCACUCUUCAUGUAGUUUUCUCCAUCUGACUCUUUAAAUAUGCAUCAAAAGUUUGUUCGCCAACUUUCUUAAACCUUUGAGAUUAAUUUUUCUUUCGUUUUCACCCCAGUUCCCAUCCCGUCCAAGCUGAACGGCUCGUCCCUGUCGAGCCUAUCCAUCGGUAAGGAGGGCUACGGGGUGGGGAGCGUGUCAAACCCAGCUGAGGUCUUCUGUUCAGUCCCAGGUCGCCUCUCGCUGCUCAGCUCCACCUCCAAGUACAAGGUGACAGUUGGGGAAGUGCAGCGGCGCCUGUCCCCACCUGAGUGCCUCAACGCCUCCCUGCUGGGUGGAGUCCUCCGCAGGUGAGAAGAGAAAAAAAAACGUCAAUUAUUAUUCGUCACAGAAUGAGAGAUAUGGUGAAAUUAUGGAUAAAGCAACACCCAGUAUGUCAAUCACAUUUUGGGCUUUAACUCAAAAGUUAAAGCUCCUGUAAGGAAUUUUUAUGAAAACUGAAGUUAGUAUUGAUGCCUCUACGUUCCUCACAACAGCUGGAAGUCGAGAAACGACUCGAAGCGGUACCACUUUUUGUAUUUUUGUAAUGUAGAGGUGACGUUAUCUAGUGUUUCCCACUUUUCGACACAACAGCAGACUGAGCAGCAGACAAUCAGCUGGUCGGCCAUGUUGGAUAUACCGGUGAAUCAGACAUUGCAACAACAUGAAAUCUGAUUGGUCAGAAGUGGACACACAGUAUGCGAAACUUUAGAAAAAUCGACCGUGAAAGGAAAAAAUAAAUGCCACAAUAUCGCAGGACUGCUUGUAUUGACAGGAUACGGGUUCGAAAAAAAGUAUUGACGUCCGAAAUAAUCGCACGAAAAAAAACACUCCCAGUUUGAAAGGACCUUUAUUCUAGUUAAAGCUCCUGUUAGAAACUUUUCCUUGUGGUGAGUUUGGCGCCCCCUCUGGACAAAAUGCCACCUUUAAUCUCUUUGCUGAUCUUGUCCUGUGCAUGUAAAGACAAAACUCCACCUCCUUCUCGAACAUUUUACUCACAGCUUGUCUAUUCUUUUGGAAAAAAAAUCUAAUUUAAACCCAACUCAACAUCUAGCGCCUCACAGUGGUUACGGGUAUUAACAGUGACUUUUUGGAAAUAGUCAAUCUCGACGCGAAUAAGCAUAAUUUUUCGUUUCAGUCUGUUCCAUAAAAAGCUGAAAAUGCUUUACAGGAGCUUCAAACUUUCCCAAAGCCUUUAUAAUAAAUUGGAUCUUUUCGAAGGUUUAAGUUCAAUAUAAUAGAUUAAUAUUUUAUAUUAACACAUGGCAACAUUUAGAAUCCAACACUUAGUGUUUGUGCGUAGCGCUACCCGUCACUUAAUUUACCGACAUAACCACAUUUGGAUCAAUCUACAUCAGCAGCAGCAGCCAUCUUUUUUGCCUGCGAAGGAUCUGAACAUCAUUUUGACCGACCACCUCUAAGAUAUGAUCUGUUCGAGGGAAUUAAAUGAGGUUAUUCACUACUGUGGCUGUAGUUAAAUGGAAAAUGUGGUCUUCACUUAUAAACAGCCAAACAAACUGCGAUAAAGAAGAGUUAUAUUCCUAGUUAGGAGUUGUAUAAAUGUUAGAACAGCCGAUAACCUGAUGUCAAACGUAAAUUCUCCCGUCAAUGAUGGCGUUUCAACAGCUUUCCAGUAUUGCAUUAGUAAGACAGCACUGCAGUUGUUUUAUUUGUCUGAACCACACGACAAAAGCUUCUAGUGUACUCAUCCUUAGCUAUGAACCAUGUCCUCUAUUUUCCUAAAGCUUUUCAAUAGAGUGCUUCAACUCGAAUACGGGACCUCUGCUGAGGACCCAAAAUGGGUCAUGGGACUAAAUCACAAGAGGAGCGAUGUGUUUUAAUGAACCGCAGCCCCGAGGCAAGAGAGCAACUUUAUGAUUGGGGUUUUCAGGCUGAGAUAUUUUAAAAGGACACCAUCAAAAGAUUUGAAGUGUAGUAAAUAUUACAAACCCUCAUCAGCAGAGACAAACAGCUGCUCCACUGGUAAUAAUACAUCGCUGUCAAUCAUUAUAAGGGGGUUCAUUUGAGUUUUCCUACUUUUACUCGACAUUUCAGACAAAAUAAAAUUACUGCAGUGCAACUAUUAGACAGCUAAAGCAUGUUAGCAAUUUUUGCACAAAAUAAGUUGAUAAAACACAGUAUUAUUUGCAUCUCCUACAAGUUUUAAGACAACAGCAGCAUGUUAAUCAAUGUUACUGACUUUUAUCAGGUAACUUGGUUUUUAUUGCCACAACACAUUUCCUCUGAAUACCUCUUUGCUUGUACCAAAUUCUUAGGGCUUGGAAUCACAGGGUAACCGCAAUAUGAUACGAUACAAAAUGACACAAAACAAAACAAUAGGACACAAUGUGAGAAGAUAUGAUACGCUAUGAUUUACUGAAGUAUGCACAAUAUAAUGUGGUGCAAUAUGAUAUAAAACAAUGGAAUGUUGGCAGUGUGAUGCAAUGCCGAUGGGAUGUAGUUGCGCUGUGAUGUGAUAUGAUGCAUUAUGAUGUGUUAUAAUAUGUUACAUUACGAUAAGAUACGGUACGAUACGAUACAAUUUGUUACAGUAUGUUACAUUAUGUUACAAUACAUUAUGUUACAAAAUGAUACGUUGUGAUACAAUACGUCACAAUAAGAUAUAAUAUGUUACAUUAUGUUACGAUAUAUUAUGCUCCGAUAUGGUAUGUUACGUUACAAUACGAUAUGAUACAAUAUGUUACAUUACGUUACGAUGAAUUACGUUACGAUACAUUAUGAUCCGAUAUGGUAUGUUGUGUUAGGGUACAAUACAAUACGUUACGAUACAAUACAAUAUGUUACGAUACGUUACAAAACAAUACAAUACAAUACAAUAUGUUACAUUAUGUUACGAUACAUUACAAUACAAUACAUUAUGAUCUGAUAUGGUAUGUUACGUUAAGAUAUGAUACAAUACAUUAUGAUACACUACAAUACAGUACGUUACGAUCAGGGAUAUUUGGCACCAUUGUCCUGACAGAGUUAGGAUGACAUAUUUCUGUACUUUAGUUUGAAUGCAGGGAGUUUUGGCAGCCAUAGUUUUGUCAAAAUCAGCCGUUUCUUGGCACCUUCCAUAUAAACACCUCACAAUGUUUCUCUAUAAAUUAUCCUUAAAAUAUCCUUAAAUGUUGAGAUUUUAGGAAAAAAGAAACUGGGGAGAAACAACAAGAAGAGCCGAGCAAAAAAAACAAGAAAGUCCAAAUACCAAAAGAUCCUAUCAGUGCUGACAGGAAGCAUACUGAAGGAAGAUUUCAGCUUCACAUUCACUUAGAAAAACACACAAACACAAAUAAACACACACACCAUGACAAAUCUCUCAAAGACAAACACAGGGCCAGAAUUUACGCACACACAUAAACACACACACACACACACACACACACACACACACACUGAAGGAGCAUCUCCUAAAACUGCUCUCUCUCUCUCUCUCUCUCUGUCUCUGUGUCCCCCCUCAGGGCGAAGUCAAAGAAUGGUGGCCGCUGUCUGAGAGAGCGUCUGGAGAAGAUUGGCCUCAACCUGCCCGCCGGGCGCCGCAAGGCCGCCAACGUCACUCUGCUAACAUCUCUGGUGGAGGGUAGGGACUACACACACACAAACACACACAAACACACACACACACAGUGACCUGCUUACAUACUGACAGAAAGAGACACAUAUUCACAUAGAAACAUCUUUGCAUGAGCACACAUGAAUAAACAGUCAGAACACGGGUGGCUGCAUGCGUGCGGGGCCACACACAAGCGCGGGGUGAUGUUAGUAAAGCCAGCGUGCAUCUGCCACACAGAGCCAAAGAGCAGUGAACUGUUUGAGCGGUGAAAGUGAGAAAAACGGCUGCAGAGUUUGUCUCGUGACCCGGCCUGACCCCCGCGCUCACAGAAGUCAAUUGUGUGUCGUUGAAGAGCUUUUCAAUGGAUGAUUAUCUGAUUUGAACCUAAACUGAAGCUUUAUAAAUGCACCACUGUCCUUUCUUCUGCUUGUGCGGGGCUUAUUUUCUAUUUCUCACUGGCUCCUCUUCCUCCUCCUCCUCCUGCAGGUGAGGCUGUCCAUCUGGCGCGGGACUUUGGUUACGUGUGCGAGACAGAGUUUCCAGCCAGAGCCACAGCUGAGUAUCUGUGCAGGCAGAGCGAGCCGGACCAGCUCCCAACACGGCGCAGCAUGCUGCUCGCCACAAAGUGAGUGUGCUUCCUCCACCGACUCAGUACGAUUGAAAUCAUGAACUGAAACACUAACUGGGGUUUAAAAUGCUAGUCGUAGGAAAGUCCUAAUUAUACAAACAGAUUAAAGUCUCUGUAAAUGUAAAAUGUGUAUUUGUACUACAGAAGCGAAGCGAGGUACACUUUGUCCAGAGGGGGCGCCAAACUAAACGCAGAUAGAAAGUUCCCCAUGGGAGUUUUAACUGAUUUAGUCGACACCUAGGAAUAAAAUCAGGAUAUUUUGUUUUCUAGUGCUUUAGUAUUACCCUUUCCGUCUCUAGGAUACGGUGGCCGAGAACCGCCACUGCUGCUAAAAAAGAAUGCAAAAAAAAGAAGUUACAACAGAAGAUACUGAUGCAACAAGAAAAGAAACCAAAGCCUGCUUCAAAUAAAAAAAGAAAUGUGCAGAUCAAAAAAAAGCCAAAAUGGAAGUUUUUUUAUUUGCAUCCUUUUAUUUUCGUAAUAUGAAACUUUUUAUUUUUAUUUUGCAUUACCACUUUUUUUUAGCGUCGUUAACUUUUUUUUUAAUCUGCAACAUUUCUUUUUUAUUUGCAGCAGGCUUGGGUUUUUUUUAUCAGUAACUUCUGUCGUGACUUCUUUUUUUUUGCAUUCUUUUAUUUUCGCAGUGUGUAACUUUUUUAUUUAAUUUAUUUAUUUAUUUUUUUGCACCACCACUUUGGUUUUCGGUUUCUUUCUUCUUCUUUUUUGCAUCGGUAACUUCUGUUGUGACUUCUUUUUUUUGCAUUCCUUUUUAUUUGCAGCAGUGGCAGUUCUCGGCCACCGUACUAGGAACCUUAUUUGUAACCUCAAAAGAAGUGCUAUAUUGAUGAAGAGCCGCUUUGGGUUUUUUUGGGGGCAACUCAACUUUAUUCGUAAAGCACUUUAAAACAACCACAGCUGAACAAAGUGCUGUGCAUAAAUAGACAAAAAAACGCCGACAUAAAAAACAAUCAAAAAACAAAUAAAACAAUGGAUAAAAUAAAAGCAGAUAUUAGAAAGUAAAAUAUAGUUUCAAUGUUUUUCAAAACUGAUUUAAAAGCAAUAGAAACAAAUAACUAAAAACAAACCAUAAAACACUGAAACACGAGCCGAGUCUCAUGCAGGGUCGAAAGCUAAUGAAUAAAAAUGGGUUUUAAGGCGAGUUUUAAAAAUGGACAGUGUGGGGCAAGGACAAAAGGAUACAAGGUCUAUCGGAUCAAUGCAAUCCCUGACACAACUUAUUGUAUCGACGGUUGUUUCCACAAAAAGCUAAUAUUUUGUUUUUUUAUCUUCUCAGGGAGAUUUGUAAGGAGUUCGUGGACCUGAUGUCUCAGGACCGCUCUCCUCUGGGCGGCAGUCGACCCACCCCCUGCCUGGAGCCCGGCGUUCAAGGCAGCCUCACCCACUUCAGCCUCCUCACCCACGGCUUCGGCACCCCCGCCAUCUGCGCCGCGCUCUCCGCCUUCCAAAGCUACCUGAUGGAGGCCAUUAAAAUGCUGGACAAAGGAGAGGGCGGAGGGAAGAGCCACCACGAGAAGGAGAUGAAGCACCGCAAAUAGACGGAGGACGAACUGCUGUGUCAGUGAAAGAGUGGCAGAAAGGAAGAGGAAAGAGGGAGAAAAGACUGACGGGUGUCCCUCUGAUUCUUGACCUUUGCCCUCAGGAUAAAAACUGUUACCUCCCAGAAACCCCUCGGGGCCCCUUUUCGUCGAGGAGGCGGGGUUCAUGAUGAUAUCUGUACUGUUAUGUGUGUCUAAAACCACCUCACUCGACAUGACGCAUGGACCUCUCUUCUAAGUAGCUGGUUUGUGUCAUGAUGGCGUCUCCAGGAUGAGUUCCUACAUAUGGCUGUAAAGUUUGAUUUAUUCCCACUUCUACUUUUAAUUUUUGAAUUUUGGUAAACAUGUCACCUUGAUCAGUGUUUUAAAAACCCUCUGGCUUCAUCACGCGUACACUUAUUUUUCGGACUGAACUCAUCUGGAAUUUGUCGUUAAGCCAUAUCCAAGACAACAGACCUGCUCUUUGCUCCUUUGGAACUUGUUGGAGACUUUUAAACUCCACCUGAUUGGACGAGCACAGCUUCCAUAUGUAGUUCUUUUUCAAGUGGUGGUCAUGGGAAAUUGAGUUUUGAAGGAGUGGGGGGAAAAAGAGGAGUCAAAGGCAGCUACAGGAGAUUUGUUUUCUUUUAAUUUGAAGUGCUGCGUGUUGGUAACUUAAGAAAAUAACACAAAUCAUUUUGUACUUUCUGUGUAUGUUUAUUAUUAAUGUUAUUACUGUUGUUAUUAUUAUUGUAUUACGGCAUAAAUGUAAUAUAUUAUUAAACAAUUAAGAGCGAUCAGAGGA